Messenger RNA from Clupea harengus (Atlantic herring), 5393 nucleotides. RefSeq names its product acetylcholinesterase (Yt blood group) (gene ache). Gene Ontology annotation, biological process: acetylcholine catabolic process; choline metabolic process. Lineage: Eukaryota; Metazoa; Chordata; Actinopteri; Clupeiformes; Clupeidae. Gene Ontology annotation, cellular component: plasma membrane. The record is from RefSeq and is a predicted model, not a curated record. Gene Ontology annotation, molecular function: acetylcholinesterase activity.
AGUAGGGUUGGCUACGUCGUGCGUUUAUUGUCGUAGGCUUCUUAUGAUCAUAUCUUAAAUGGGCUUUUCUUACAGCUCGUCACGGACCAUCAUCAUAGUGAGGCUACUGAAAAGCAUGGAGGGGUGAUUUAGUUGGUUCGCCCACUUUGUAUAUUCAGGCCUACUUGGAGUAAAACCAUUGUCGAUAUGAUAUAAAACACGGAAUAGUCUCCUAUCAUUAUAUAAUUCUUGGCAGGUGUACAAGAUGAGACUAGUGUUACUGUUAAGGCAGGUAUUACCGGCUGACAACAGACAUCUGGUGUGUUGCGUUGCAUAAUUAGCUGUCAAAAUUGCCUUCUUCGAGUUCUUCAUAGCAGAAAAUGUGACAGGCCUAUUUGUCUAUCCUGUUGAAAUGUAUGCUAUGACUGAAGGAUCGUAUAGCCUAGUAAAAUUGACAUAUUAAGAAAAUGAGCAUAAGAAGAUGGAUGAAUAUGCGCGCUUCAUGAUUUUUAUUAAGGAGCAGACUAGGAUGUAAACGGGAGGGGGCGUUUCUCUCUCCCUGAAAUAUAAAACAGAGGCGUUCACGCACACGCACGCAACCGAGCGCUCAGCAGCUGUCAUCCAAAAACGAAGACUUGUUUAUCUCUAGCAGUAGCCAUGUAUCCUUUCUCCUGCCUGCUGUUGUGAAACAUAAUAUAUGAAGCUUCGAAUGUCCACGACUAGCUGAAUUCCCUAUAUUAUUAAUAGAACUCUGCUCCAAUUCCUGCCUCUUCACUACCACAGACUAUCAGAAGCCCUUGGCCAUGAAGACUUCCAGUGUUAUCCUUUUGCACUUGGUCCUCCUCUCACUCCUAGCCUCCCGCUCCCUUGCUCAGACUGAGGCAGAUAUCGUGGUAACGACACGUCAGGGACGAGUCCAGGGAGUGCGCCUCCCUGUGCCAGACCAUGGCCAUGUUGUAGCUUUCCUGGGCAUCCCGUUCGGUGAGCCCCCUGUGGGGAAGAGGCGCUUCCGGCAAGCGGAGCCAAAGAAGGCCUGGAAUGAUGUAUUGGAAGCCAAAGACUACUCCAGUGCCUGCUACCAGUAUGUGGAUAAGUCUUUCCCGGGCUUUCCUGGCAGUGAGAUGUGGAACCCCAACCGAGUAAUGGAUGAGGAUUGCCUGUUCCUCAAUGUAUGGGUCCCAGCCUCCCCCAGGCCACACAACCUGACUGUAAUGGUGUGGAUCUAUGGAGGAGGUUUCUACAGUGGCUCCUCCUCCCUGGAUGUGUAUGAUGGGCGCUACCUGGCCAACACAGAAAAGGUUGUCGUAGUCUCCAUGAAUUACCGAGUCGGUGCAUUUGGGUUCCUUGCCCUCCAUGGCUCCCAUGAGGCACCUGGCAAUGUGGGUCUCCUGGAUCAGCGCCUGGCCCUCCAGUGGGUUCAAGACAACAUCCAGUUCUUUGGAGGGAACCCAAAGCAAGUGACCAUAUUCGGGGAGAGUGCUGGUGGAGCAUCAGUGGGAAUGCACCUCUUGUCCCCAGAGAGUCGUCCAACUUUCACCCGUGCCAUCCUGCAGAGUGGUGUCCCCAAUUGCCCAUGGGCUACAGUCAGCCCCGCUGAAGCACGGAGGAGGGCCACCCUGUUGGCCAAGUUGGUUGGCUGCCAGGGAGGCAAUGACACAGAGAUCGUGGACUGCCUGAGGAACAAGUCCCCCCAGGAGCUGAUUGACCACGAGUGGCAGGUGCUCCCGUAUAGCAGCCUCUUCCGAUUCUCCUUCGUUCCAGUCAUUGACGGAGUGGUUCUGCCCGACACUCCAGAUGCCAUGCUCAGUUCAGGCAACAUCAAGGACACCCAGAUCUUGCUUGGUGUCAAUCAGGACGAAGGGUCAUACUUCUUACUCUAUGGUGCCCCUGGGUUCAGUAAAGAUAAUGAGAGUCACAUCUCACGGGAGGACUUUCUGGAAGGAUUGAAGAUGAGCGUCCCGCAUGCCAAUGACAUUGGACUGGAAGCAAUAGUGCUGCAGUAUACUGACUGGAUGGAUGAGAAUAAUCAAUUAAAAAACCGGGACGCCCUGGAUGACAUUGUGGGGGACCACAAUGUCAUAUGUCCACUUCAUCACUUUGCCCGAUCAUAUGCCCAGAACAAUGCUAUGCAUUCCCAGGCUGGACAGGCAGGCCAGGGGGCAGGAGCGUUCAGUUGGGGCAAUUCGGGACCUGCCUCCAAUAGUGGAGGCAACUCACAGGGUGCUGUGUAUCUGUAUCUGUUUGACCAUCGGGCAUCCAACCUCGCCUGGCCAGAGUGGAUGGGGGUCAUUCAUGGGUAUGAAAUUGAAUUCGUUUUCGGACUGCCCUUGGAGAAAGGUCUGAAUUACACUUCAGAGGAAGACAAAUUGAGUCGACGAAUGAUGAGACAUUGGGCUAACUUCGCUCGCACUGGCAAUCCUGCCCUCAAUCCGGAUGGCACUUUUGACAGGCGGAGGUGGCCACUGUUCACAGCCAAUGAACAGAAGAAUGUGGCACUGAACACGGAUCCACUGAAAGUCCACAGAGGCCUGAGGACACAACAGUGCGCCCUGUGGAACCGCUUCCUCCCCCGCCUCCUCAACAUCACUGAUAACAUUGAUGAAGCUGAGCGCCAGUGGAAAGUGGAGUUCCAUCGCUGGAGCUCCUACAUGAUGCACUGGAAGAGUCAGUUCGACCACUACAGCAAGCAGGAGCGCUGCACCGACCUCUGAACGGGGAGACGCCAGGAUGUGUGAUCGAUAGAGAGAUACCAACAUCUUUUCAGAGCUUUGGCAACUUUGCUGUUGAAAUGAAAAUGGGUCAAAAAGUUGUUCACUAGUAAUGUGACUGAUACUCCGCCCCUGGGAGGGUGGGUGGGUGCGAUUGUAGAUUUCUUAUACCACACUAGCUGCUGUACGUAGUGCUCCUAGCAUUAGCAUUUGUCCUUUUAAUGUCAGUCACUACCUUCUACCUGUAAUAUUCACUUCCUCCUAAGACAUUUAGAUCUCUGUGUGAUGCUCGGCAGGCUGCUAUCAGAGACCAUGUAAAGGUGUGGUCAUCCAUGGGAAAGAUGUGCAAUUACCUCUGAAGACCGAGAUUGUGUGGGUAUGAGAGUGUGUUUCUGUGUGUGUGUGUGUGUGUGAGAGAGAGAGAGAGAGAGUGUGUGUGUGUGUGUGUGUGUGUAUGUGUAUGUGUAUUAUGUGUGUGUGUGUGUGUGUGUGUGUGUGUGUGUGAGUGUGCCUGGGGCAAGGAAACUCUCAUUGACUUCGGUCCUCAGGAUCCCCUCAUUUUCAAGAAUAUAUUUUGAUUUUGCCUUUUUGAUUUGCUUUGGUUCAGUGUCUCUGCUCUGUGUGUCGGUCUUAGUGAGUUGUCCUAUGUGUAUUCUGUAUACAGUAGUAUCCAUUCAUAUCUAUUUAUAUGUCUGUCUGUGGGUCCAGCUUACACCGUCGAACAGAUAUACAAAUCGGGAGCCAACUAAAACACUGCUUUAGAUUGCACUGAAAACAUAUACUCGGUACUGUUGUGUGUGUGUGUGUGUGUGUGUGUGUGUCCUUGUGUUUCAUUGUAAGUAUUCAUAUUUGACAUGCCUUUUCAUCACUACUCAGCAUGACUAUAACUCCUCUUUGCAUGGGUUCGUACAAUGAAUUGUGUCUAUCAAAAGACAUUGCACCAGGAAGCUAACCCGUGUCCACUUAAUUCAGUGUCAGUUUAUGAAUGCAUGUAUUUUGUGAGUGUAUGUGUAAGGCUGCGAGGUACAAAUGAAAACCUUCACAGGACAUUAUUGUCACUGUGCCAGGAGGUUGACCUGUAUUUUUUUCUCCUUUUUCAAACUGUGUGUGUAAGCACUCUCCCAAUUCAUUAUCCUAAUGGAGAGGAGGCAAUUUACUUAUUUCUCUUUUGAACAUGGCAGGCUGCUGCUGAGUCAGCCAUUGUAUCGCCUGACAGCUAUUAAUUGCAGUGGGUGAGUGGGAGAGGAAGAAAUGAGAACAAAAUACAGGUUCAUGAAAUCAUCUGCCAUUACCCCUCAUUCCCUUUCACCCAUUCAAUAUAACACCGUUAUGUGGCUCUGUGUGUGCAUUAUAACUGUAUAAUAUACAUUGUGCAUGCUUUAUCAGAUGUCAACAGUGUAAGACAUAGGAAAUGCUUUUGACCUACUUAGAAUGGGAGAAUUGUUUGCCAUGUGUCUCCUUUCCGUUUUUUGAUCACUGUCUCUUUCCAUGUCUACACCAGUCUAACUGUCUGUACAGUAUUUAUUUUGAUUUCCGUCAACAUUAUGGAUAGUAUCUGAAUCAGCUCUGUGGCAGUAUGAGGGGUCUUUUGGCAAGUAUUUAGAUCGCUUUUGUCACCAGGAAUGUAAUUCCUCAUCGUGACUGGAAUGGUGCUCUGUAGUUUCGCUUUAGAAUGUUUGUCAAAAUGACAUUGAAUUCAAAUGAUGGAAGGAUGCUGUGUAUGUAAAUGUAUCUGUGUGAAAGUAUGUGUGUGUGUGUGUGUGUGUGUGUGUGUGUGUGUGUGUGUGAGAGUGUAUGUUACAUAAGUUGAUGGGCUCAUGGCAAGUGAAAAGCCCUCCAUAUUUUCCCUUAUGCCAGUGAGUACUUUCUGCAUGUUCUUAACCUCUUCUCAUAGGCAUUGUGCUUCACAUUGACUGUUACCCUUUCUAAGAUAGCCUUUACCCAAUACUGAUGUGUGUUCUAAUAAUAUAACAGUGAAAGUACUACUGUAGCUCUGAGGAAAAGGUCUACAUUAGCAAUAAAUUAAAAACCAUUAUUUAUUGUAUUUGGUAUUUUAAUGCAAUGACACAUGCUCACAUAUUAUUUUGAGGAUGGUCAUUGUAAAGGCUUUGAUGUCUGAACAAAGCAAUAUAAAGAGUGCCAUAUUUGAUUUCAUUGAUUUUUCCAAAAAAGACACCCGUUCUGUACAUCAUGUGUUACAGUCGCUAGUACUUUAAAUAGAAUGGCUUUUGUAGAUUAUGUAUUGUAAUCAUGGAUGCAAGCCUGUUGUUUGUUCAUAGCCUCUAAUAGAAACACCAUGCUGCUGUCUUGUAACCACUUUAGAUUAUGAAACAUAGUAAGAACAAACAUUCAUACCGUUGAGCACUGGAAUGAGGAAGAGUCUUCCUUGGACUGAAAUUCAGAAAAUAUCCAAUUAGGUUAAAAUAAUAUUUUAUUUUAUUAUUAUUAUUAUUAUUGUUAUUAUUAUUAUAAUUAUUAUCAUUAUUAUUAUUAUAAUUAUUAUUGUUGUUGUUGUUGUUGUUGUUGAUUAUGAUAUUUUGUUGUCGUUUCUGUUGAUGCACCAGAUGAAGCCCCCUGUGCCAAAACCUUGUGUGGUGGCAGUAUGGUGCAGUCUCCCUGCAUGUUACUGUGUUUUCUCUCCUUUCUCUGGGUACUGUAAUUAAAGCCCCACAACACAACCUCAUUAAAGAAAUUAGAUUAAAAUCA